Messenger RNA from Tyto alba (common barn owl), 6747 nucleotides. It is a transcript of the gene WARS2, whose product is annotated as tryptophanyl tRNA synthetase 2, mitochondrial. Gene Ontology annotation, biological process: mitochondrial tryptophanyl-tRNA aminoacylation. Bases 23 to 811 code for a protein of 262 amino acids. The transcript is spliced from 5 exons. Gene Ontology annotation, cellular component: mitochondrion; mitochondrial matrix. The record is from RefSeq and is a predicted model, not a curated record. Lineage: Eukaryota; Metazoa; Chordata; Aves; Strigiformes; Tytonidae. Gene Ontology annotation, molecular function: tryptophan-tRNA ligase activity; ATP binding.
GCCACCCCUCCUCGCCUUUGCCAUGGCGACACCGAGUGGCCUGAUCCGGGCCCUGCACCGCAGAACCCUCACCCAGGUUCCUGAGCAUACAGAACUUGCCUGGAUUCUUGGGUGCUUAACUAACAUGCCACGUCUGCUACGCUUGCCCCAGUGGAAGAUGAAGCGUGCCAGCCAGAAUAAUGAAGGAACUGUUGGUUUGUUGACUUACCCUGUGCUUCAAGCAGCAGAUAUUUUGCUGUACAAGUCGACACAUGUUCCCGUUGGAGAAGAUCAAGUCCUGCACCUGGAACUAGCCCAAGAUAUAGCACAACAUUUCAACAAGAAAUAUGGAGAAUUCUUUCCUGUGCCCAAAGCCAUUUUAAGCAAAACAAAGAAAAUAAAAUCCCUCAGAGAUCCAACAGUGAAGAUGUCCAAGUCAGACCCACAGAAGUUAGCUACUAUUAACAUAGCAGACAGCCCUGAUGAAAUAGUGCUGAAAUUCCGCAAAGCAGUGACUGACUUUACCUCUGAGGUGACCUACGACCCAGCCAGUCGCCCUGGUGUCUCCAAUCUGGUGUCCAUUCAUGCUGCAGUAACGGGGCUUAGCAUCAAAGAAGUGCUGCACCAGUCUGCUGGUCUUGACACUGCUCACUACAAAAUGGUGGUAGCAGAGUCAGUUAUUCAAAAAUUUGCACCUAUCAGGAAGGAAAUCAAGAAACUCCAGGAAGACAAAUCCCACCUGAUAAAGGUUUUAGAGGAUGGAGCACAAAAAGCCAAAGAUUUGGCUGCCCCCAUUUAUCAAGAAAUAAGAAGAUUGGUGGGAUUUCAGUAGAAACUGCUGAGUGGUUACAAGGACUUUUGUUUCUUGGGACAGACAUUUUGUUAUUUGUAUCUUCAUUUUGGUUUGAAACAAAAACUUCUCCUGGAAAAUCCAAGUAGAACAUUUUCAUUAAAAAGUGUGCAUGAAGCCGGGUAUUUCCAGUGGGACCAGCAUUAAGCUUUGUCUGAAUAGUCAGAGAGGAAAGGCAAAGCAAUCACAAUUUGUUAAAAAAUCCCUCAAAAGCAGAAUAUGAGAUUGCCCCAGUGGGGUUUCGGUUUUUACCAUUGACCACUGCAAGAAGCUGAGGUAUAGGCAAGGCAAUCAGAAUCUAGCAGAAAGGUCUGUAAUCUUCCCAAGAACAUCCUUAGCUGUGCGUGUGAUCAUGUUGGAGAUGGACAACUCGUCCCAUUGGUGGCUAUUCAGCUUUGAUAUGGUGGUUGAAUGUGUUCUUGGAUAACGAGCAUAAAAACAUAAGAUUGCAGAUCAAAAUGCUCAGGCUGAUGAAGAGAGAACUUACUACUUCUCCCUGUCGCAUCUUCAAACUCAGUGUGAUUUUGUAUCUGCGUCUAGUUUGUGUGAAGAGAGUCUGUGUGUCUUAUGGAUACGGAUAUCCAUACUCUAAAACUCACUGUGACUACUGUGCUAGACGGCCUCUUUGAUAGUCACUCCAAAGAAUCCAGAGAGUGGACUUGAAUUUUACUUCUGCCACCUGUGCCAUCCUGCUGGUUCAGGUCUUAAUGCACUUCAGUGAGAAGCAACGUGCUUCAGCUGCUCCCAUUCCACCUGCUGAUCGGUUUAGCAAGGAGCUCCAGGAUUUUCAGUUCAGCCUUAAGUCUAGGAUUCCUUUAGAAAAGGUGCAACCCUGUGUGUAAGAAACCUCAGGUUGAGAAAUCAGAAAACUUUCUGUAAAAUUUACAAAAUUACUUGUUUAGAAAAUUGUGCUGAAGUCAAAGCCAAAAUGGGAAUAAAUAGAUCUUUAUGACCUUUCACUACUGAGCCUCCAAAAGCUCAGUGAUGGAAGAAUGGUAUUAGCCUGUGCUGAUCUUAGGCCUCACAAGACCCACAGACUGGGACCCAUGGACCAUGGCAUUUGCUGGGAGACGUGUGGCAAAGGGGAAUUGCCAAAAGGAAACACCCUCUUCUGAAGAGGGAGCAGUAAUACAUGUUAAAAGGUAAUGAAAGCCCUACUGGUCCUGUGCCAGCGUAUGUAAGUGUAUCAUUGCACUUAAUGGUGCUGAGUUUGAAAUUGCUGUACUGUAAUGUAAAUUGAGUUCAUCCUGUAUCCCAGCAGCUCAUAACCAUUACAUGCCUAUGGCAUUUGUCAUGAAGGACUGCAGUCUUACAUGACUGAGUUAGUAAAACUGGGGGGGGGGGCGUGUUUUCUGUGUAGUGCAGGUUUGUGGUUUUUUUUUUUUUAAAAAAAAAAAAGCUAUUUAGUUAAUUAUCAUAGUGAGGUGAUUCAGAUAGAAUUACUUAAUUUUGCAAAACAAGAAGUUGAGGACUGGCUGUCUACAGAUCGUUACUGAGACUUGUAUUUAUUUGUUAGGAAUCUGAAGAAGAGAACUACUGUGCAAGAACUUGAUGAUGACAGAGUUUCUAAAGUUAGUCAAGACUUAGAGGAACAGAGUGGAUGGUGGAUGGAGACAGAAUGGUGGGAAACCAAACUUGGUGUAGACAGGUCCAGGGUAAUGUCCUCUGGAAAUAAGUGUAUUCAAAAAUAGUCCCUGGUUUCAAAUUAACUGUAGGAGAUUAAGAAAGGGCACAGUCAUAACUGUGCAUAUUUAGGUAGUUUUACAAAACUCCUGUCAGUGUUUAGCAGCUACAUUACUCUGCAUGGGAACUACAAUAGAAAAGUAAGACACACAGUUACUGCUGCUUGCUGAGUUGCCAUAAAGUGUUUGCUGUGACACUUUUUAACAUGGGUUGGUUUCUACAAAGGACCCACAAUGGAUUCCUUAAGCGAAGCUAAUGCAGUGCUCAUGGAGAUACUGGAAAUCUUUAACACUAAUGCAUCUAGUUUCUACUUGUUCCUAGCAAAGCUGUCUUUAUACUUCUGAUACUCAUAUCACCUAACAUACAGGGUUCACAUUCAACACUCCUCCUUUGCAGUGAGAAGAAAAUAGCAGUAUUCACGAGUCUUCAAUACAAUUUAUUUUAAAAAGCAGGGGAGGGGACAACAUCAACAGGCAAUUCUAGCUUGUUACACAAACUGUUCUGAGCAGUCUUUCCAAAACUGUUAGUUUUUGGUUUUGGGGUGGUUUGUUUGGUUUGGUUUGGUUUGGUUUGGUUUUUCAGAAAAUCACAUAAGUAAAGCAGAAAGAAAAGCUUCAAAAGAGCUCCUUCUUUGGGGUAGGGGUUUAAUACAUCACAUAUUUAGCAGUGUUUAAAUCAAAUUUACUGAUUUCUCUCUUUUUAAUUAAAGAAUCAACUGGAGUUUUCCCCUUCCCUUUCCCCUAUCAGUCAAACAAAUCUCACUUGCCUGCCCUUCAAGUAGGGAAAUAUGCCUGCUUUUUCUCCUUCAGUAAAGUGAAACUUGUGUAAAAUGAGUAUGUUCUUCUACUGACUGUUGAUUUAGCCCUUUUAUUUUAGUAGCUUCUGUGGAGGAAUUCUCAAAAUAAAAGCUGUGCCUGCCUAGUGAAAUAAUCCCAAUUCCACUAACGACCAUGAUCAUUAGAGUUCCCUGACAGGAGACAACCGUAAUAUAGAUGUUUGCAGGUAUCUCCUGCCUAUUUCAGUUUUCUUAGAGCGUGGCUUUUCUGGGAAGUUAACUAUCUUGGCAUUCACAUUAAGAGUCUAGCUGGACCAAGCCUGUCUGCCUCUCUGCAUUCCUUGAGCCAUUUUCUUGGCAUCUGGGAAGACUUUGGCAGACAGAAGCUGAGCUUGAAGCAACAUCUGCUCACUGCUAUCAGUAAAAAUUGUUUGAUACCAAGCUACUCCGAUCUCUUUGCUCUUUUACCUCCCUGUUUCCUUUCAGAACAUUUUUGUAAGCACCCAUUCUAGAUGGUGUGCUGAGGCAGUGUUUACUUUAUCAAAGUAGUGCAGAUGAGUUAAAGCAGCUUUUUAGAGAACAGUUGUUGGAGAAGGCUUGAUAAUAUGUGUUUCAGAAGGAUUUGUUUCACACAAAGUCUAAUACGGUGUGCCAGGGAUUUACUACUGCUGGUUUACAUGUGGAGUGCAGUAGGUGCAUUUCUGAGACACAUUUUCAUGUUUGGUUUCAUCCAGUUCAUGUUCCCUGACACUUACCUGUGAUGCUUGCUGAAGUGCCGUUAGUGGGGACACGGGGGAGUUUCUGCAGAAGCACACUCCUGAUCCCAACUCCCAACUGCCAUGCUAGCGUGGAAAUGCCCUGUGGUGCUGUGGAAGUCAUUGUAAGGUGCUCGUCCAGGACUGGAUGGGAAAGAGAUCCAAUUUGCAUCUUUCCUAGUUGAAGGGUGCAGAGGUAUCCUUACCCCUUGCUGUGUUGCUCUUUGUUUCUGCUUCCUUUUCUUCAGCAAUCCUUUUCCUCAAAUACGUGCAGUAAUUUGUGUCUUAGUCUUGAAACAUCCUCCUUUCCCGUCCCAGUAUGUUCAGUGCAUGGGAACUACAUAUGUAGUGGUUGGGAUCUGCAGUAUCAGACCUAGAAUCUCCAGGUAACUGAAGAGAUUCACUUACCUUUAGAGAUGAACAUCAACUCCACAGCGAAUAACUUACCAAGAUCUAACUGAAACAUUCCUACAUUUGAGAUAUACACCUUUACAGCCAAUGCUUCUUAGGAAGUCAUCUUGUCACUUACCAGAAGAUGUUGAGAGUGAGUCUCAGUUCUGCGCUCCAAAUUUGGAGCACAGAAUUAUUUGGAGCACAGAACUUACUGGGAAUUUUAGAUUCAGGAACAGUGUUUUCUUCAACAGGGACUCCAGAUGAUGUUUGGACUCAUAAUGUAACUCUGGCACUGCUCCAGUAUCUACAUACAUCCCUGCCUCAAAUAACUGGAGCGUAUGUAUAUUGUACAUUUUACUAGAAAUUGUUUGUAACUCUUAAAAAUGCAGUUGAAGUAUACUUAGUUUUCAAACACCAUGAUCUGUGUUCUCAGGUUCUUCAGAAGGCCUUGUGCAUAGCUGUGAUUCAGUGUGCAUUUAUCUACAAACCAUUCCAGCAAAACUCCUUUGCAGGAUUAUGGUUGCUGCAGUUCAAGAUUAGGGAAUUCGUACGAGUGAGCUGAAAGUUUAAGGAAAGGACAGUGAAAUGGGAUCCUUUGGGACUGACGUGCAUCUAAACGUUUUGGGACUGUAGGCUAUCAGAGCAAAUGUUUUCUUAUACUUAGGGCCAUCGUGAUCCUGACAGCAGCACAGCAGUAAAUACUGCUGAUGAAAGCCUUUGUGUCAGCUUAUGUAGGAACUCUGUAUCUGACUCGUUGAGGACUGUACUAUAUCAUAAAACUUUAACAUUUCUGGUCUCCACAGUUUGCUAAAUGAUUGUGUCAGCAGAAAUCUGUUUGGAAACCACUAGCCAAAGCCAAAUCUAAUCCUCAGAUCCAAAGUCCUUAGACGAUUUCCCAAAACAGGUUGGUUUUGAUAAGCUAUAAUACCAAUUUCAGUAGCUGCUGAAGGAUCAGGAAGAGCCAGAGAUCUGUUCCAAAUGACUCAUUCAUAUUUUUCAUUACUUCUCUGAUGCAUGUUCUACUUAUCCGUAUGGCUCGAGGAUCAUGAGAAAACUCAGUGAGAGUCUGUGUGUGGUUCUGCUAAUAGCAACGAUAUAGACCCAGCUGGGUUUGAGUCUUGAAUCUAUUGAGCAUGCUCUCUCAGUGGUCCAGCUUCGUUAGAUUUAUGUUCAGGUCGAUAGAUCUUUCACCUGUACUCCUGCCUCUAUGUUUGAGUUACUGGAUGCUCCCUACCUGUUUGUUUAUGACUGAUUGCUUCACAGAGAGUCUAGCAUGCUAGCAUAGGGGGUCUACUGGAAAAGGUUUUCUGUUCAGGGAAGAUGUUAUUUGUUCUUGCUAAGAAAACAAACUCCCUCUUUCUGCUAUAUUGGACUGUCUAAUUUCCUUUAAAUUAUUUGAUCUUUUCCUUCUUUUGUGGGUAAACAUGGCAAUAAUGGCCGCUAGAAAAAUGUCACUUUACUGUGUAGUCAAAAGUCUUGGAAGGAUGCAGGCAUCUCCUCUCAUCAUUUCAGAAGUCCCUUACAUUGUGGGACUUCACUACUUGCAUGAGCCAGUUUCAGGAAAAAUGCUGUAGCAAAACUGUGAUCUUAUGUGACAUUCUUUGAUCCAAUUAAAGCUUUUGUGUUUUUGUUUGGUUUUUUUAAGUCACAAGGUUGUGGGAGAAGACUUUUGUUAAACUUUGAAUUUCCAACCGAGCUUUCUAUCACAUAGUCCUUUGGUGACCAGAGGACAGCUGAAGUAAUGAAAAACUCUCUUUAUUGUCACAAAAGAUUCUGUGCUGAUUUCCACUGUCUUUUCUGUCGGUUUUGUUGGUUGUGCUAAUGGUCAUACUGUGAAAGCUUUGACAGAAAAGUAUUUAUUUUGUUUUGUGCUGAUGAAAAAUCAUUCUACCUGCAACAGUCCCACAUUAUUAUGCAAAUGGAAGAUUCACUGAUGAUUUUGCUUUUAGGCAGCAGCUUUGGUUUCACAACUAUUUUAUAGAAAACUAAAUGCCAGGCUCCUGCACUAAGGGAUGAGCACAUAUGCCCACUUACAAUAAACAGUUUAACAUCUGGGAAGAUAUUUUGCUACUGUGGUAAAUUGCUGUCACAGAACACCAUGACUGAAGAUGAGAUUAUCCACUACUUGAGUGAUCUCGUGCUGCCUGUGGAUGUGAAACUAAGCACUGAGCUUAAUGUCUGUUGCGCUGUCGUGCUCUCAGCACUCCAACGUGGCUGUGAGACAGGAACGGCAAACAACCACACCAGAAGGCUCAAUCAGUUCCAGAUGUGCUGUAUUUGGUGUAUCUGCAAAAUAAAAUGUUGGGACAAGA